AUGGCGUGGAACCAAAACAAUUUACCUACCGCCGCGAAGGCGUCCAAAGGAAUCAACGAUAUCGCAAAGUUAAUUGAGUAUCCUGCUGACUACGUUACUGAUUGGAAUAUUUUCGCUGUUAAAGGAACCACCCCACGAAUUGGGGUGGUACAAGUUCCAGUCUCGAACGGAAAAUUUGUAACCUUGAGGUUGCCAAUGGCGCAGUUCCUUUUCAAAACACUGGCGCUCUUCUUAGCUAUAGGUAGUGCCAUCUCACACAAAGCACGUUGCGAGGAGAGUUCUGAUUCUUCUGCUGAAACCAGCAGACGUCAAUCCACUUCUACCACGACUAUUUCUACCACCACACCUCUUUCCGUCAACACCACAACAAAUAUCACUACCACUACAACUAAAGCCCUGUCAUGCGAUGGUGUAAAAUGUGGAACCGAUCAGUCAUGCCAUAUGGUAGCUGAUGGAUGUGAAACGUGUACUUCGCCUCAAUGCUUGUACUCGGUCUGCAACACGCAAUGCUUCAACUGCGCUACCAAUGAAAAGUGUAUCCUCUUCACCGGAUUUUGUCCAAGAGUUCCCUGUGCUCGAAUGGGAGAAAUGGCAUCCAACGAUACAAACAAAAUCAUCGAGAUCAUUCUAAUAAUAUUCUUCCCGUGUGAUCUUUCAUUUUCGAUGAUGCCAUUUAUGUUGUUGUCGACCAUUCUACGGAUGAAUUGUCAUGUUAGGGUAAUGUCAUCGAUUCACUACAAGUUUCGAGCGACGUUGGAAUAUAAGACGCUACAGUUUGAUGGUCUACAUAUCACUGGCGCCGAUCUAAAAAAGGAGAUUUGUUCAAAGGAAGGGAUCAAGGCGGAGGCAUUCGAUCUUCUGCUGCAGAAUGCUCAUACAAAACGCAGCUAUACAGCAGAGGAGUUGAUUCCUCGUAAUUCUUCCAUCAUUGUUCAACGGGUUCCUAGAGAGGAUGCAGAAAAGCUGCCAAAAAUCCAAGGUGUCAACACUGGGGUCGUUGUGAGAGCUACUACGACGGAAAGUGGUUUCGCAGUUCCAGCUCAUAUGAAUCCGGAGGAAUUCGAAAAACUUUCCGAAGAGGACCAGAUUGCCCAUAUUAAAGAUGUUUCCACAGCUAAAUAUCACUCAAGCAACUUUCAAAAGAAGACUACAAACAUCAUGUCUGGACCGCCACCGCCUACCUACACAUGCAACCGUUGCAACCAACCUGGCCACUGGUACAAGAAUUGCCCAAUGUUGGCUACGAAGCGAACCACCGGAAUUCCUUCACAAGAACUUAUGGAGACUACUGCAGAGGAUCCGCUUGCUAUGUUGCACCCCUCUGGCAAACUCGUCGUGCCUAUAAUGCACUGGAAAGCCAGACAACACGCGAAAAAGGUGGUGGAGGAGGGACCUGUAGUGGAACGAGUACCACCUCCAGAACUGACUUGCCCGAUUUGUUCACAUCUUCUGAAGGAUGCUGUUCUCACUACUUGUUGUGGAAAUUCGUUCUGCGCAGAUUGCAUAUCUAACAAGCUGAUGGAAUCUCAAGACCGUCAAUGUCCGGGCAAGAAUUGCGAUCACAUGCAGGUAUCAGUGGAUGCAUUGGUACCCAACAAAUCAGUACGACAGGCAGCAGCAGCAUGGUCAAUGGGUGGCUCUGGACUAGGAAGUCAGGACCAGGAACACAUGCGAUUUAGAAUAGGUCUACAGCCAUCUGUGACUGUCUCAGCCGCUUCUACUCCUCCACAAACACUUCCUCCACCUGUUUCCCAGGCUUCGCAACCAACUGUCCCCGCAGUAUCAGCCCCACCUCAGGAUUCUGUACAAGCACAGAAUUCACCAACUCCGUUUGUUACUCAAACAACUGUUCCUGUCGCAAUGGCUUCGGUUCCGUCGUUCUCUCAACCACCACCGAAUAUGGUUCCUGUGGCGAGCUCAUCUUCAUCUGGCGAUUCUCUGUUGCCUCCGGGAACAUCGUCUAUUCCACCACCAACGAUUAGUUUGCCCUUAACAUCUAUACAAACCGCAAGUAGUCUACCACCUAUUCCUGGGGUCGGAUUGCCAAUUCAGCAUCAGUUGCUUGUCCCGCCGAGUGCCUCUUACAUAUACAACCAACCACCGCCUGCCAUGACUCUCGGUGCACCACAGCCGCAAAUUAUGGAUGCUUGGGACGCAUUUCUUCAUAGAAAGGAUCGUGAGCGGGAGAGACCAAGAAAGAGAGCUAGAAGUCGAAAUCGAUCGUCCAGCUCAACUCUAUCAUCCUCAUCUGCAGAUGAUCGCCGUCGGCGUCGUAAUCGUCAUGAGAAAGAUAAGCGGCGUGUUCACCGAAGUGACAAAGAGAAAGACAGGGAUCGUGGCCGGGACAGUAGAUAUCGGCACACCGACGAUAGGAGAGAUCGCGAUAGAGAAAGGAACAGAGAACGCGAUUGGGGUGACAGACAUCGAGAAAAUAGGCCUCCGCGAAGUGGUGCUCAUGCUUCUCGUAGAGAUGGAAAAGACGAGCCUUCGCUGCCAUCAUUGAUGGGUUUGGAUGUCACAACACCACCAAAUCUUGCCAGUAAGCGUGACAGGUCAAGAUCUCGGUCAAACACUCCCCAGAAUCAUCAAGCAGCGUUAUCAAAUGAUCGCAAAAAACGUAAGAAGAAGGAUUCUCGUUGGAAAUCAGACUCGAGCUGGCGUUCUCGCAAAGAUGAAAAGGACCGCAAAAAAGCGAAUGAUAGCGAAGAAGCAGCAAGAGAAAUCGCAGAUGAGGAAGCUAUUGACGGCACACUCAGAGAAGUCGCUGAGUUCGUUCGCGUUGAGGCCAACUGUGAUGAUGAUGGUAUAGAAUUCGAAUUAGAAGAGAUGGCUGCGAUGAAAGAAACGGCAACGGAAGCAGAAGAUGAGAAGAGCGUUACUGACACUGAACCAGCGGUUGAAGAGCCUUUUGAUACUGCUGUUGAGCAGUUGAGUGAAGCGGAUAACGAAGAACCAAUAGAGCAAAAAUCUGAGUCCGACGCCGUAGAUCGAAAGUCUGAGUCAGACGCUACCCUUGUGACCAAAGAAGACACUACGGAUAAGGACAAAGAUACAGUUGAAGAACAGAUUGAGGGAGAUGACGAAAGGAACAGUCGCAAAAAGGAUAAGAAACAUAAGAAGCAUAAAAAACAUAAAAGGAGCAGAGAACGUGAUGAUGAUGAUGGUAACGAGUCAAAGCACCGCCACAGAAGAAAAAAGGAGAAGAAAGAGAAGAAGGAGAAACGACGAAAAGAGAAGAAACAUCGACGAGGCAAAGAUCUGGAUCGAAGCGAUCACAGGGAGUCGAAUAAAGAAGAAGAAACCGAUGAAGGCCACAAAGCAGAGCGUUGUGCUGAUACGGGCGGGGAAAACAACGAGAAACAAGCUGAUUGCAAGGAGGAGCGGCGGCUAUUGGAAAACAGCACCCAAAAGAAGAAAGAUCUGCGUAAACAUGACGAGGUUGAACGACGCGAAAAUGACAAAAAACGUGAGGACAGGAAGCGUGGCGACACAAAGAAUGAUAGAGUCGGGAAGGAACGAGAGAAUCGCGAAGGAAGAAGAAGAGACCGAAGUCGCGAACGAGUUGAGAAGCACAGGGAUAGAAGUCAUGAGAGAUCUGAUAGGAAGAAAGAAAAGGAACUGGAAGGCAAGAGAAAAGGGAGAGACUCAAGUCGUGACCGGGAAUCCGAGGAAAAGCGCAAAGACUCCGACCGAAAAGGAGAUAGUAGAUUGAAGGGGAAGCCUGAAAAGGACUACCAAAAUUCUAUUUCUCGCAAGGAUUUGGAAAGACCACAGGAAGCCAACAACUCUGCUAACACUAAAGAAAAGCCUCCUAUCUCGCAGAUAAGCAUUUCGACUUCACAGGGCACCAUUAGAAAUAGCGAUGGUCAGUUGAAAGGUAUUGAUGAUCCGACUGCGUCAGCUAGAAAGCAUAAAGGAACCACAGAUGCGCUUGACAGUGAUGAACCUACACUGAAAAAGCAAAAACCAGAGGUUGCGACGUCAUCUCCUGCCAAGGUCAAACCAGCUCUUGCGUCUUUUGUCAAGUUUAAAGUAACUCCUCCCAGUUUGAAGAAAUCGGUUCCUCUUCUAAAACAACUCGGUGCGGGAGAUAAAGAGUCUACUGACAUGGAGGAGGAUAAAAGCAAGCUUUUACCCGAAGGCGAUGCCAACACAGAUCGACGAAUGCGAGAAGCAUUUUCACCCCCGAAGUUGCAACGCAAAAAGAUUACUUUGAAUCUGUAA
Molecule: messenger RNA, 4224 nt
Organism: Necator americanus (New World hookworm)
Lineage: Eukaryota; Metazoa; Nematoda; Chromadorea; Rhabditida; Ancylostomatidae
Exons: 29
Coding region: 1-4224 (1407 amino acids)
Biological process (GO): ubiquitin-dependent protein catabolic process; protein ubiquitination
Cellular component (GO): nucleus
Molecular function (GO): ubiquitin protein ligase activity; zinc ion binding; nucleic acid binding
Source: RefSeq, a predicted model, not a curated record